AUGGCCUCGGCGCGAGUCCAGAUCGCCUGUCUCAUCGUCGGCCUCGUCAUCGGCUUCGGGGCUCUCUUUUGGUAUAGCCGCCAGCAGCUGCAGGAAUUUGUCAGUGGCCUCGACAAGUGGAGGAGGGACCAGCGAGAGGCCGCUCCGCCCGACUCUGAAGCUGGCAAUACUACCGCUGCUACGCGCAGCGAUUAA
This is a messenger RNA of Purpureocillium takamizusanense, 195 nucleotides long. RefSeq lists its product as uncharacterized. The record is from RefSeq and is a predicted model, not a curated record. The transcript has a single exon. NCBI's taxonomy places the organism in Eukaryota, Fungi, Ascomycota, Sordariomycetes, Hypocreales, Ophiocordycipitaceae. The coding region runs from base 1 to 195 and encodes 64 amino acids.